UUGGUUUGCAUCUCCGUGUUUGUGUGAAUGAGUGGCUGCUUACUUUGUGUACCCAUAACUGCUCAAUAUGUCAAAGAAGCGUUUGAACAGAUAAAGGAAGCACAACGUUUAGGAGCAGACUUGGUGGAACUCCGGUUGGAUCUUUUGGACAGUACUGAGGAAUGGGAAGAUUUGGUGAAACAUUGCUUUGUUCCAAAGAUCGCUACUUGUAGACCUCAUUGGGAAGGUGGAAACUACAAUGGUUCAGAGUCUCGUCGUUUAUCCAUUUUAAGCGAAGCGUGCAAGUUGGGUUGUGAAUAUGUAGAUGUAGAGUUGGAGGCAAUAACACGAUUUGAAAAGCCUUCGAAUUGUCAUACCAAGCUGAUAUUGUCUCGGCAUCUAUGGAACCGACCUUUUUCUCACCAGGAACUGGCGAAUACCUAUUCUUCUAUGCUUUCUAACCAAGCAGAUGUCAUUAAAGUUGCUUGUAAAAUAGAUAAUAUUGAGCAGUGUGAAAUAUUGUUCCAUUUUAUCGCAGCUUCCAAAGUUCCUUGCAUUGCAUUAGGCAUGGGAGAAGCAGGACAAAUCUCCAGAAUUUUGGCAGGCCGUUAUGGAGCUUUUCUUACAUUUGCGUCAUUAUCAAAAGGAAAAGAAUCAGCACCAGGCCAGAUAGAACUCAAUGACUGUAUCCAAAUGUAUCGUCUGAAGUCACUCAGCUCAUCCACCAAACUCUAUGGAGUUGUUGGUAAUCCAGUGGCACAUAGUAUGAGUCCAGCCAUUCAUAACUUAGCUUUUGCGUCAUUAUCACUGGAUUGUGUUUAUUGUCCACUUGCAGUAGAAGAUUUUGGUUCCUGUUGGAAGAUGUUGAACGAAAUGGGUUUUAUGGGUUUAAGUGUAACCAUUCCACACAAGGAGACCGCGAAAAGGUAUGUGGACGAGUUGGAUGGUUUGGCUUUGAAAAUAGGAGCUAUAAAUACUAUGGUAAAAUUGGAAAGAGGCUGGAAAGGAUAUAAUACCGACUGUCUUGCUGCAGUUAGUGCCAUUGAAGAUGGACUCAUUGCACAACGGUCAAGUUCAGAGCUAUCUCACCGAACCAAUUCCUUUUCAACCCAAGCUGGAGCAAAACCUUUAGUACUCAUUUUAGGAGCUGGGGGAGCUGCUCGUGCAAUUGCGUUUGGGCUAUUAGAACGUUCAUAUAAUAUUUAUGUUGUCAAUCGUAAUUACGAUCGAUGUAAGAAACUGGCCGCAGAAUUGGGUAUCGAAGCUAUACCAUGGGAAGGUUUGAGAAGGUUCCUUCUUGAACACAAAGAUAGCAUAGAUGUGAUCAUACAGUCGACUAGCAUAGGAAUGCACCCUAACGUACACGAUACACCUCUUUCUUUCGAUGACUUGCAGAGCCUUUCAAAAAAACCUCUCGUAUUCGAUGUGGUAUAUAAUCCUGUAGAAACGAGGUUUCUUCGUGAAGCUCGUGAGGUUGGUUGUUAUGUGGUAUCAGGUCUAGAAAUGUUUGUUCGACAAGCAGUCUAUCAAUUUGAGUUAUGGACUGGAAGUAAAGCACCUGUAGAACAGAUGAGGCAAGUGGUUUUAAAAAGACUGAAGACUUUUAUGGAAUAGAGAAAGAAAUGCAAAAUGGAGUGGCAUUUUCUCUCCCGCAGAUCGAUCCAUUCAUUUGGCGCUCAAGUGCAUUUUUUUGGGUCUCAAGAGAAAAGAAAAGAAAUGUUAUGUUUUGUGGUUGGAAUAUGUCGGGUUCAUCCACGACGCAAAAGUUUGCACUGUAGUAAAGGUUACCUAAAGACGACUUUUAAUAAGUUUAUUUGCUCCAACUUGUUUCGUUGCCCUACAAACUCUAAAUUUU
This is a messenger RNA of Galdieria sulphuraria, 1834 nucleotides long. Its product is annotated as bifunctional 3-hydroquinate dehydratase/shikimate 5-dehydrogenase. NCBI's taxonomy places the organism in Eukaryota, Rhodophyta, Bangiophyceae, Galdieriales, Galdieriaceae. The record is from RefSeq and is a predicted model, not a curated record. The transcript is spliced from 4 exons. Bases 28 to 1593 code for a protein of 521 amino acids. Gene Ontology annotation, molecular function: NADP binding; shikimate 3-dehydrogenase (NADP+) activity; 3-dehydroquinate dehydratase activity. Gene Ontology annotation, biological process: chorismate biosynthetic process; shikimate metabolic process.